AUGCCUAUCAUGUACAACACUGGCGAGUGGUUCAAGGUGCGGCCGGACUACUACAGAAAAGUGGAACUGGCUACGCCCGAUUGGCCCAUCGAUCUAGACUUGGAGUACAUGCUGGUAGAGGCAGCGCCCUAUGGAGGUCCCAUUGCUACCACCCGUGAUCCCACCAAAUUGGUGCCCGUGAAAGGAAGCGCAAGACCAAUGAUCCGCAUCUUCGACACCACCGGCCGGGAAACCGGACACAUAUUGUGGAACCACGGAAAACUAAUUGCCAUGGGCUGGUCGGACACAGAGGAGCUUAUCUGCGUCCAGGAGAACGCCACUGUCUUUGUUUACGACAUGUUUGGUCACGAAAAGGAGACCUACAGCAUUGGCGACGAGGCCAGCGUAACAAAGAUUGUGGAGGCCAAGGUGUUCCAGUCGACAGCAGGCACGGGAGUAGCCGUCAUGACUACAUCCGGUCGAAUUUUUCUUAAGCAAAAUAGCACUAAAGCGGAGCGGAAACUGCCAGAUAUUCCCAAUUCUAGCAUGAACUGCUCCUGCUGGGAUAUCGUAACGGAGGGCCGCAACAGUUAUUGUCUUCUGGGCAGGGACAAAGAAGUGAUUAAGCUGUUUCCCGGUGAAACAGUGGGCACAAUCACCGCCAAUCUCUUUGAAAAGCCCCAUGAGCGAAUCAUCAAGAUAUCUGUGUCGUACAACCACCAGCACUUGGCUCUGUAUACCAACACUGGACUCCUCUGGCUGGGAAGCGUCGACAUGCGGCAGAAGUACUGUGAAUUCGAUACUGGUCGCAAGGAUAUGCCCCUUCAAAUGGAAUGGAUCAUGAACACGGACAACACCGAAGCGGAUGCAGUAGUCAUAUCUUAUCCCUCGUAUCUUUUAAUUGUAAAUCGCAAUGCUGAUCGCAGCGAUUUCCCCUACGAUCCGAUCAUGUUUCUCGUGGCCGAAAUGGAUGGCGUGCGCAUCAUAACCCAGAACUCGCACGAGAUGAUCCAGCGCCUGCCAAAGUGCGUGGAAAACAUCUUUGCGGUGAAUAGCCAGGAACCGGCCAGUUAUCUGUUUGAAGCACAGAAAAAGUUCGAGGAGAAGUCCUACAAGUCGGAUGAGUAUCUAAGCAUGUGUCGUGAGAGGAUUGAUUUGGCGGUGACCGAGUGCAUUGAGGCAGCCUCUUAUGAGUUUUGUCCGGAGACCCAAAAGAGUUUGCUCAGGACAGCCAACUUCGGUAAAGGUUUUAUAAUCGGUCACAAUCCUGACGAAUACAUGCGCAUCAUGAGAAUACUGAGGGUCCUAAACACCCUAAGGCACGAACGAAUUGCCAUGCCACUUACAUUCAAGCAGUUUUCACAUCUUAAUCCUGAGGUGAUACUCAGUCGUUUGGUGUUUCGCAAGCACUAUGCUGUUGCCAUUCAAGUGGCCAAGCAUUUAAAUCUGCCCGAGUCCUGGAUUUUAGAGCACUGGGCCUACCACAAAGUGAUCAAUGAUCCCAAUGACAUAGAAGUAGCGCGGAAAAUAACCGAGAAGUUUAAGAAUCCUUCUGUGGAGGGUAUUUCUUUUUGCAAUAUAGCGGCAAAAGCUCAUCAGGCUGGGAGGGAUGACCUGGCCAUCAAGCUAUUAGAAUUGGAGCCACGGGCUUCGCUCCAUGUCCCCCUGCUUUUGAAAAUGCGCAAGUUCGAUCGUGCGGUAGGCAGUGCCACGCAGUCGGGUGACACAGAACUCAUUACGCGGGUACUUUUGGAAAUGAAGAUGCACAUGAUGUUGUCCAAUUUGCAUAUGACCAUUAGGGAUCAUCCAUUGGCCCUAAAUAUGUACAAGAAGAUCAUGCGGGAAUCAAAUAGAGCCGGCCUCUAUGGCAUCUAUAACACUGAAGAUGACCAGAAGGCCAUUGCGGAGUAUCAUUUCCAGAACGCCAUAGAAAGCGAAGGGCUGGAGUCGAAUUUGUCUCUGAUUGGCAAUGCCUAUGCUGCAGGUCGAUGCACACUGGAGGCGGAACUUUGUGCCGAUACCAGUCGAUUGCUGAAACUCCAGAAGACUCUGAGCACCAAGUACAAUGCCAGUUUGAACGGUUUGUCCGUUCAUGACACCAUUCUGGGAUUGCUGCAGAUCGGCGAAUUGAAGGAAGCGGAGCGCAUCAGGAGCGACUUUAAGGUGCCUGAGCGCCGAUUUUGGUGGCUGCGAAUCCUCAUCCUCUCCGAACACCACAAAUGGGAGGAACUGGAGAAGCUGGCCAAGAGCAAGAAGAGUCCCAUUGGCUACGAUCCUUUUGUGGAGGUCUGCUUAAAGCAGAACAAUACAAGUGAGGCGCUCAAAUACAUCCCAAGGUGUCGGGACAACCGGAAGGUGCACUGGUUCAUUCGGGCGAACUUCCUGAACGAGGCCAUAGAUUGCGCCUUCGAGCAACGGGACGUGCAUAGUCUAUACGAACUACAAAAGAAGGAGGGAGUGGUCAACGAUCGGACGUUGCUCGGCAAGGUAUGCAACUAUAUCUCCACGUUGGAGAUGAGGAAGUAAAUCGCAACAUUCCUAUAUAUAAUGAAUAAUAACUCUAAUAAAAAUAUUUAUUGAUGUAUAUA
Molecule: messenger RNA, 2567 nt
Organism: Drosophila serrata
Lineage: Eukaryota; Metazoa; Arthropoda; Insecta; Diptera; Drosophilidae
Gene: Vps16A
Product: vacuolar protein sorting 16
Biological process (GO): vacuole fusion, non-autophagic; intracellular protein transport; endosomal transport
Cellular component (GO): cytoplasm; HOPS complex; lysosomal membrane
Molecular function (GO): actin binding
Source: RefSeq, a predicted model, not a curated record